UGAUUGACACUCAAAACCUUUAAUAAUACCCCUAAUUGAAUAGACAAUGGUCGAUGUUAUUGCAAAUGUUUGCAACAGACCAAGUUCCCAAGAAAAAAUAUGUGGUUGUGGUUGUGGUCUUGGCAUUUGCAGCCCCAUUUCCCGAAACAGCAACAGACCUCCUGCGCGACUACUGUCAGGGAGGAGCAUCCCGUCUCACACACAGGGUGAAGGAGACGGUGAGACGAAACAAGAAGACGAAGACCAGGCGUCCCGGUGAGCCUCCGUUAGAAGCAGGCUGGAUCCCGUUUCUUGGGGUCGCAUUAGAUUACGGCAGAAACCCAUUGGCUUUUCUACGGGAGACAGAGAAGAAGUGUGGAAAAGCUUUUACAUGUAAAAUAGCCGGAAAGUAUUUCACAUUUAUUACAGAUCCGUUUUCUUUCCCGGCCGUUGUUCGACAAGGGAAAAACUUGGACUUCCAGAAGUUCGCCAUCGGCUUCUCUCAGCGGGUCUUUGGUCAUGCUGACUUUACAGCACCUGCAUAUACAAGCAGUUACAGAGAAGUCCAUUCCUUAUUUCGUCAAACACUGCAGGGAUCAUCACUCACAGAGUUGACUGAGAGCAUUUUGGGUAACCUGCAGGCUGUGUUGAGACAAAACCUUCCUCAGGGUGAAGACUGGGAGGAGGAGGGGCUCCAGGAUUUCUCUUAUCGUAUCAUGUUUGAGGCAGGGUUCCUCACUCUCUUUGGGCAAGAGGUGGGCAUGUUGGAGAAAGGAGAUAACAGAUCUGCCCAGGCUAAUCCAUGCAUGCGCCAGGUGGCCCAUGACUUCUUGGUUUUUGACCAUGCCUUCCCCAAAAUGGCAGCAGGGCUGCCCAUCCAUCUGUGUGUACGUGCUUGGCUGGCACGCGAGGCCCUGGCUGAGAAAUUCCACCAUGUUCGGCUGCAACGCCACCAAAGCAUCUCUGCCCUCAUCAAGCGCAGGAUGGAUGCCUUUGAUAGCAUGCAGCUGGAUGAGCGUGGAAAGGCCCGGACCCAUGUGUGCAUGCUGUGGGCUUCGCAGGCCAACACUCUCCCCACUGCCUUCUGGAGUCUCUACCACAUGCUCAGUUCUCCAGAAGCUCUGAGAGAGGCUCGUGCAGAGGUGGACCGUGUGCUGGAGCAACCAGGUGAUCCAGAUCAACCAAUCAGUAUCUCAAGAGAACAGCUGGACUCAAUGGUGGUCUUAGGAAGUAUCAUAGAGGAAGCUCUGAGAUUAUCCAGUGCCUCCAUAAUGAUUCGUGUUGCUAAUGAGGAUUCCACCAUCACUCUGGACUCGGGAGACACUGCUGCCAUCCGAAAAGGAGAUUACAUCGCCUUGUACCCUCAGCUUAUACAUAUGGACCCAGAAAUAUAUCCCAAUCCUACGGAGUUCCAGUUUGAUCGCUUCCUGGACAAUGCAGGGCAAAGGAGAAGCCUUUUCUAUAAGAACGGCCGCAGGCUAAAGCAUUUCUUGGUGCCUUUUGGCUCAGGAGUAAGUGAAUGCCCUGGGAGGUUCUUUGCAGUAUGUGAAAUCAAGAUCUUCCUAGCGCUGGUGCUGUGGCACUAUGAUCUGGAGCUCGGACACUCAAAUACUCCACUGACCACAGACUGUACCCGUGCAGGACUAGGCAUCCUGCCGCCCACACAAGACGUCCUCCUCCGCUACAGAGUCAGGCCCAGGGCCAGCACAUCCGACACAUGCAAAAAGGAGCAGCAUGGGGAAGGGGAUAGUGAUGAGACAGUUGAAUUGACAGAGUAGCACUAAGAGGUAUACUGAGACAAAGACAGAGAGGAAGUAGAAGAGUAUCAUGUAAGGUGUGCAGUAAGAGAAGUGGGAAGCAUUGGAGGAUAUUGAAAAUUAGGCAAUGCUAUCUUAAUGCAGCUGAUAUUCUUAUACUUUUUGAGUUAUAUUUCACAUUGGUCAUUGGUCCUGUUUUUGGAUUUUUGUUUUGUUUAUUCUGUACACACUGUAUUGUGGUGCAUGUAGGAAUUACUCCAUGGAAGAGUUGAAUGCUAGAAUAGUAAUGGAUGAAUCCCAGAGCCUGGUUCUGUGAUUGUGAAGCAACAGAUGUAUUACAAGCAGAAGUAUUGUGAAUUGAAAAGUGUUUCUCUACUGUAUAUGGGAUUCAGUUGAGAUGAGAAUUGUAUAUAAUUUUAUAUAAAUAUGUGCUGAUUUUUUCUUGUGGAGCAAGAAGAUACUGUAGAUUAGGUCUAAAUGUCCGAGGGACCAACCGUGAAAAAUAUAGGAGGGUGGACGAGAAAUAUCUGCACUUAAACAUUUCAUAUUUCAAAAUAACCAAAAACAGUGGUGGUUUAAACAUUUCUGGGUGAGUUUAUGCUAGGAAGUGGUAAAGUCAGUACUAGCUUGAGACUAAUGUUGUGUUGCUAAAAUGUCUUUGGGUCCUGUAUAAUCAGCGUUGAUGUGUGCAUUGUGUGUUCAACUAUGGAAAUCAUUUAGGCCUGCAGAGAAUAAAAGUAUAUAUGC
Molecule: messenger RNA, 2483 nt
Organism: Sardina pilchardus (European sardine)
Lineage: Eukaryota; Metazoa; Chordata; Actinopteri; Clupeiformes; Clupeidae
Product: cytochrome P450 7A1
Exons: 6
Coding region: 54-1757 (567 amino acids)
Biological process (GO): bile acid biosynthetic process; cholesterol homeostasis
Molecular function (GO): iron ion binding; oxidoreductase activity, acting on paired donors, with incorporation or reduction of molecular oxygen; steroid hydroxylase activity
Source: RefSeq, a predicted model, not a curated record